AGGCUCGGCUUGUACGGCUGGGAGCGGAUUAGGGGAGGAGGGAAGACCGGAAGCCACGGUCGCGUCCCCUGCCUUAGAUUCACUCCCCGGGGCUGGGAGCAGAGACCGGGGAGGAGGGAGAGGCUGAAUGUUGGCUCGGUAAUAAAGGGGAGCGGCCGCUCCGGAGCCUCCUCCCGGGGCGCCCCCCUCAGCCCGCCCGCCCGCGCUCUCAUCCACCGGGCUUCAGGGCGCGCGCCCCCCGCGGACGGCCCGGCAGCUGAAGAGGCGCUGCCCGCGGCGGGGACUGGCCGGCGGCAUCCGAGGCCCGCACCUCAGCGCCACCCCCACCGCCUUCCCGCUGGUCCCUCCGGCCGCCGCCAUGUCCUCCUCCUCCUCCUCCCCCAGGGAGACGUACGAGGAGGACCGGGAGUACGAGAGCCAGGCCAAGCGUCUCAAGACCGAGGAGGGGGAGAUCGACUACUCGGCCGAGGAAGGAGAGAACCGCCGCGAAGCGACGCCCCGGGGCGGGGGCGGGGGCGAUGGCGGCGGCGGCGGCGGCGGCCGGAGCUUCUCGCAGCCGGAGACAGGUGGAAGUCAUCAUAAAGUUUCUGUUUCACCCGUUGUCCAUGUUCGAGGGCUCUGUGAAUCUGUGGUGGAAGCAGACCUUGUGGAGGCUCUGGAAAAAUUUGGGACAAUAUGCUAUGUGAUGAUGAUGCCAUUUAAACGGCAGGCUCUAGUGGAAUUUGAAAACAUAGAUAGUGCUAAAGAAUGUGUGACAUUUGCUGCGGAUGAACCUGUGUACAUUGCUGGUCAACAGGCUUUUUUCAACUAUUCUACAAGUAAAAGGAUCACUCGGCCAGGAAAUACUGAUGAUCCAUCAGGAGGCAACAAAGUUCUCUUGCUGUCAAUUCAGAAUCCCCUUUAUCCAAUUACAGUGGAUGUUUUGUAUACGGUAUGCAACCCUGUUGGCAAAGUACAGCGCAUUGUUAUAUUCAAGAGAAAUGGAAUACAAGCGAUGGUUGAGUUUGAAUCAGUCCUUUGUGCACAGAAAGCUAAGGCAGCACUAAAUGGAGCAGAUAUAUAUGCUGGAUGUUGCACACUAAAAAUUGAAUAUGCAAGGCCAACUCGUCUAAAUGUUAUUAGGAAUGACAAUGACAGUUGGGACUACACUAAACCAUAUUUGGGAAGACGAGAUAGAGGAAAGGGUCGCCAGAGACAAGCCAUUUUGGGAGAACACCCUUCUUCGUUUAGACAUGAUGGCUAUGGAUCCCAUGGUCCACUGUUGCCUUUACCAAGUCGUUACAGAAUGGGCUCUCGAGAUACACCUGAGCUUGUUGCAUAUCCAUUACCCCAGGCUUCUUCUUCUUACAUGCAUGGAGGAAAUCCCUCUGGUUCAGUUGUAAUGGUUAGUGGAUUACAUCAACUAAAAAUGAAUUGUUCAAGAGUCUUCAACCUAUUCUGCUUAUAUGGAAAUAUUGAAAAGGUAAAAUUUAUGAAGACUAUUCCUGGCACAGCACUCGUAGAAAUGGGUGAUGAGUAUGCUGUAGAAAGAGCUGUCACACACCUUAAUAAUGUCAAAUUAUUUGGGAAAAGACUUAAUGUUUGUGUAUCUAAACAACAUUCAGUUGUUCCAAGUCAGAUAUUUGAGCUGGAGGAUGGUACAAGUAGCUACAAAGAUUUUGCAAUGAGCAAAAAUAAUCGCUUUACAAGUGCUGGCCAAGCAUCUAAGAAUAUUAUCCAGCCACCCUCAUGUGUACUGCAUUAUUAUAAUGUUCCGUUGUGUGUCACAGAAGAGACCUUCACAAAGUUGUGUAAUGACCAUGAAGUUCUUACAUUCAUCAAAUAUAAAGUGUUUGAUGCGAAACCUUCUGCCAAAACACUUUCUGGUCUGUUGGAAUGGGAAUGCAAGACUGAUGCAGUAGAAGCCCUUACUGCACUUAAUCACUACCAGAUAAGAGUCCCAAAUGGAUCCAAUCCAUAUACUUUGAAGCUUUGUUUUUCUACAUCAUCCCAUUUAUAAGAAGAGAAGAGCAUGUUAGAAUUUAUGUUCAUCUUUAUUACAGUUUUAAAGCUACACUUCAUUAAAAAAAAAAACUACAAUGGUUGAUCUAAUGUUGCCUUGCUUACUUUAAGAUCUUGUUCUGUAAUAAAAAUAUUUUGCCUCCAGUAAAUUUGUUGUAAACUGAAAUAUUGUUUUCAUUUCAGGAUAGAAUAUCAUAAUGUAGACUGUCUACAGCUUCAUUGUAGAUUAUGCAAAUAUAUGAUUUCUAACCAUAUUACUAUAAUUUUUCUUCCACAGUAAAAAUAUAUUUGCAUUCUUAAUGCUAAUUAUUUGCAAGUAUUUUUACAUUGUGUAUGAGACUAAUGCAGGUUAAAGUAUUGCAUUUUAAUAUUAUAGAAUUCCUAUGAUAUGUUAAUAGAUGUUUAAGUAUGUUGCAGUUACUCAUAUUACACAUGACUUGUAUUUAUUAUUUUAAUCAAGUUUGAGAAUACCAUUGCACAUGUUGACCUUUAAGUACUACAGAUUUAGCUGAUUUUAUAUUUCUGAAAGGCUAACAGACAUGGGUACACUUGUACAGUCUGCACUCAAACUUAUUUAAAUUGUUUUUUUUUUUUAUUUUUAUUUUUUUUUAGUCAUUGUCCAUUUGUAUUGACAUGCUUCUGUUUCUAGUUCUAGUUUGGAGAGAUUUUAUAAAGUUAUAACAAUGACUUAAUGUGUUAUCUUCAUUUGUUGCAUGUGAUUUAAUCUUGAAAAUGCAUUUAAUGUUUGGAUUGAGAUUUUAAUAGAAGUUAAUUAAUAAUUCCUCUUCUAUAUAAGUCUGGGAUCCAUGGAUGGGCAUUAGACUAUAGCCCCCCUAAAAUUGUGUGUAGAAUUUUUGGUAUUUGCAUUUUAUUUUUUACUCUUCAAUCCAUCAUAAUAUAUGUAUUUUUAUAUAUGGUGCAAGAUUUAAGGAUCUAAUUUUAUUUUUAAUUGAAACAGAUAGCUAUUUGUCUCAACACCAUUUAUUAAACAUUCUCCCACUGGA
Messenger RNA from Sciurus carolinensis (gray squirrel), 3005 nucleotides. It is a transcript of the gene Hnrnpll, whose product is annotated as heterogeneous nuclear ribonucleoprotein L like. Gene Ontology annotation, molecular function: mRNA binding. The transcript has 13 exons. Gene Ontology annotation, biological process: regulation of RNA splicing; mRNA processing. Gene Ontology annotation, cellular component: nucleus. The record is from RefSeq and is a predicted model, not a curated record. The coding region runs from base 359 to 1999 and encodes 546 amino acids. NCBI's taxonomy places the organism in Eukaryota, Metazoa, Chordata, Mammalia, Rodentia, Sciuridae.